Metopolophium dirhodum (rose-grain aphid) is the source of this 963-nucleotide messenger RNA. Its product is annotated as protein takeout-like. The transcript is spliced from 5 exons. Lineage: Eukaryota; Metazoa; Arthropoda; Insecta; Hemiptera; Aphididae. The record is from RefSeq and is a predicted model, not a curated record. Bases 45 to 797 code for a protein of 250 amino acids.
UAGAAAGAGAUUGGAUUUUAUCUAGCUCUUUAUUUAAGUUUAAUAUGGCAGUUAAACUAAUAAGAUUUGUUUUGUAUAUAACCGUGAUUAGUGAAAUUAGUGGUCGAUCAUUACCUUCAUACAUCAAACCAUGCAAGCGAGAUGACCCGAAUAUUAAUGAGUGUUUAAUGAAUUUAUUGGAAAACAUUCGGCCAUAUAUCAGUAAAGGAAUACCUGAAAUGCACAUACUACCUUUAGACCCAGUGAUGGUACCAUCAGUGACUUUGAAACAAGAUUCAGCCGGUUCAGUUAAUUUUGUUGCAUUGUUUACAGAUUUGAAAGGUUAUGGAGCAAAAAAUUUUCAAAUGCAGACAAUCAAAGCUAGUUUCAAAAACCAAUCAUUGGAUAUCGACUUAAAUUUGCCUUUGUUCAGGAUCGAAUCCAGGUACGAAGUCAAUGGAAAAAUAUUAAUACUGCCUAUUAAAGGGAAUGGCAAAUUCGUUGGAAAUGUUACUAAUGCUGAAGCAAAGAUUAAAUUUGAUCUAAAAAUUGUUAAAAAAAAGAAUAACAAAACCUAUAUUGAGAUUAAACCAAAAAAAAUAACUUUGGAACUAGGUGCAGUAAAAUUACAUUUCAGUAAUUUGUUCAACGGUAACAAACAAUUAGGUGAUCAAACAAACCGGUUUAUAAACGAUAAUUGGAAGGAUCUAAUGAAGGAGAUAAGGCCGUUGCUUGAAGACACUGUUUUUACAAUAGUCAUGGGCAUUCUCAAACCAGUAUUUGAGACAUUUAGUAUGGACGAUCUUUUUCCAGUCUAGGCGACUAGAUGACAAAUUAAUAUUUAAUAAAAAAUGUCCUUGUUAUGUAUAUUACGUUAAAGAAAAAAAAUUAAUAUUGUUAAAUUAUAAAUUGAUUAAUAGUAAUAUUACAUCUUAAAAUCUUAUGAAAAAAAUAUAUCUCUAUAUUAUAUUUCUAACGAAGCAC